Messenger RNA from Acaromyces ingoldii, 2632 nucleotides. RefSeq lists its product as hypothetical. The coding region runs from base 302 to 2488 and encodes 728 amino acids. Gene Ontology annotation, molecular function: ubiquitin protein ligase activity. The transcript has a single exon. Gene Ontology annotation, biological process: protein ubiquitination. Lineage: Eukaryota; Fungi; Basidiomycota; Exobasidiomycetes; Exobasidiales; Cryptobasidiaceae. Gene Ontology annotation, cellular component: cytoplasm. The record is from RefSeq and is a predicted model, not a curated record.
GGGCGCGCCCCAUCUUGCAGGUUGAAAGUUGGGCCCAGGCGCGCGCCCUCCACGUCCCAGAGCUCAGUCUUCCGAGUCCCGGCAUAUUUGCACUGUUCUAGAGACGUCUCUCGGAGCUGCUCGCUCCGGCGAUUAGAAUUAGGCAGCAUCGCCUCGCAGUGCUCCUCACCGGCUAUCACAUCUCCACCAUACCCCGCACUUCAACAAGUCCCCAGUGACAGAGCACACCGCGAAAAAAUAUAGCCAUCCAUCCAACAGGUCCCUCCUUCAUAUCGAUUGGCAGGGACUGGAUCGAAGAAGCAUGGACGGGGGAGACGAGCAACCGCCCCUAUCUCCGGACUCGUCACGCGAGCAAACAGCAGCAGCAGCAGCAGCGGCGGCGGGUGCGCCAAACAGCUCCGAUGACUCAGGUACCGCGCACGCAGAUCACCAGCAGCAAGGCUCAGCUGGACCUGGUCAAAGUGCCGCAGCACCGAUGGCUUCCGGGUUCGGUUCGAUCGUGGAGGCGUUCAUGAACAGCUUCAGGAGCGCCGUGGCGGGGGAGCAGCAGCAGCAAGCCCAUCGCCCACAGCCAGCCACCUCAUCGGUGACACCGGCUCCGAGUGGCCCGUCUGGGCCGACGGGAGAGGGUGGUCAAAGCGUACCGAGUGCCCCAGCGCCACCGACAGGACGGUCGGAUGAGCCAGCGCCGUCGACUGGUGGUGACGACAGCCGUUCGGCGCCGACGCUCUUGUUUCAGAUGCCGUUUCUCAAUCAGAACGGUCGCCCAGCCACUCUCGCUUUUGUUCCCGGCCCGCUGCCAGUGCCACAACAGCAGCAGCAGCAGCAGCAGCAGCAGCAGCAGCAGCCACGACAACAAGAGCCACUGCCAGCAAACAGCCCUCAGCGUGGCAAUUCGCAGUUCAACGGCUUCCACGUACCCACGGCGCCCAUCUUUGUGCCGCUGGGCAGCUCUCCAUUGCCGUUCAGCUUCCUUUUUGACAACCAGACGAACACGGCGUGGCCGAUUGUCGCCCUGCCCGACGGUGGACAGCCCAUGCCGCCGGGAGCAAUGCCGCCCUCGGCGACUGGCCCACGGACGAUGCCCGAGUUCAUGGCCGGGCCGCCGUUCCACGUCGUCAUCGACUUCAAUUUUGUCCCCGCUCGGGAGCCUGAGCGGCCGGACCCCGAGCGAGCGGCCCGGUUCGUCUCGUCGCUCGAGCGGGCCGACGCCGAGCUGCGGAGCCGCAUGGCCCGGCUCGGCAUGGGCGACAUUGGCUCCCAGGACACGGCCGACCACCUGGGCUGCCCCAUCUGCCUGGAUGAGUACGACCAGGACGACGUGCCCGAGUGGAUCGGUGGCCAGGCCAGCAAGGACCAGGAGGUUGUCGCCGUGCCCUGCGCGGGGCACCACACACUGCACCACCGCUGCCUGCUCGAGUGGCUGGCCAACAAUGCGCCGUCGCAGUGGACAUGCCCCCUGUGCCGCGCGCCGCUGGACCGUGAAAAGGUCGACAGCAGCGCCGCAGACUCGCAGCAGGCCAGUGCCACCGACUCGAGGCGGCCUCAAGGCCAGAGGCGGGCCGACGAGGAGCUUAAGAAAGCCGAGUACGAGUCCAAGUCACGGAGCCUGCGCGAGGAGGUCAGGUUGCGCGAACGAACAAGGGGCUGGCGAUGCGACUCUCCGGCCUGCCUGCCCAGAUAUCCGGGCGAAGAGACAGCCCUCGUCGGCGGUGGCGGCGGUGGCGGUGGCGGCAGUAGCAGCAGCAGCUGCUGCAGCAGUGGCCCCGUCGAUCUGGAGCUGGUCAGCUUGCUUCCAUGCCGACACAAACUCCACCUCGACUGCCUUUGCACCUCGAUGCGCCUCGAGCAAGCCAUUGGCACCGAAGCAGCUGACGAUGACGAUGAUGAUGAUGACGACGAAGACAACGAGGACGUCAAUGACAAUGACAAAGAUAAUGACCAAGAGGGAGAAGAGCAGAAAAAAGAGGAGGAGGAGGCCCAAGAGGGAAAGGAGGAGAGCGGCUCAGAGGCCAGGAAAGACAGGCCGGCUGCCUUGGAUGGGGGAGAGGCAGCAGCGGCCAUCGGUCUUGUCAGUGACGACAACAAGGCACGGGAGACGGUGGGCAAGUGGGUGACGUGCCCCACGUGCCGCAUCGAGGCGUGGGCCGAGCUGCCCGCAAAGCGCAAGAGCAAGAGGGUCGAGGCGGCACGGGCAAAGCAGCAGGCCGCCACCAAGGUCGUCGAGACUACCGUCGUGCUCGACGGCAACCAGCUCGAAGCAGUGACAGAAGAUGGCAGCGGUUUCGAUCGAAAGAAUGACUCGGGAGUGUACCUCAACCAUCCCGGACCCAUCGCCGGCACCAAGCGACCAGGCGCAGACCUCGGCAUGGAUGCAACGGCGACGAGGGAGCGAGCCCGAUUCGACGAUGCCGCCGCUGCUCUCCUUGUCGAUGCUGAGGACGGCGCCAACGACAGCGACGUUGACGUCGAAGCCAUGCUCCGCUGAAGUCAGCACCCCUCAGUUCCUGUACUUUUGCCCAAACGGCCAUGUACCACUAGUAUAGACCUUCUCAUCGCCAUCCGGUCAGGCACUGCAUGAAUGCGUCAGUCGUGUUAAUCUAUCCAUUACAAUGAAUAUUCUAUUCCGAAG